This is a messenger RNA of Cylicostephanus goldi, 327 nucleotides long. Lineage: Eukaryota; Metazoa; Nematoda; Chromadorea; Rhabditida; Strongylidae. The record is from the annotation of a GenBank genome assembly.
AUGGGGUCAAAGCUAAAGUCUGAUCAAGUUUCAGCAUGCUUCGACAGAGUGGACCCACGCACUGGUGUUUCGGACUGCCCAAGUAAGAAAUCUCUCUGCACGAACCCAGCAUAUCAACGAGUGUUGUCGGAGCAGUGUCCUCUGACAUGUGGAAAAUGUCCAGGCGUUUUACCAGACCCCGGAAAAUGUUUCGACCGAGUGGACCCACGCACAGGUGUUUCGAACUGUAAUAAGGCGCUUUGCACAAACCCAGCAUAUAAGAAGGUAAUGGAGGAACAAUGUCCGUUGACGUGCAACAGAUGCCCUGGCUCCCUACCAAACCAUUAG